AUGUCGAGCAAGCGGCCGGUCAGCCAGCACCGUUGCCGCGGUCUGGCACGGAUGGGAAGUGCCUCAGCAGCUUCUCGGCAGGGGUCGGACGAGCCAAAUGUGUGCACAAAGAAGGACCCCACAGGUCGUGAAUUAUCGAACUUGCGGGAUUCCGAGAAGGACCGAGUGGCACGAUUGGUGGCAACACUGGCACAGCAGAAGAAGAGAGCUGAGACGGAGCAAAGAGCUCGGGAGGUGGCGGAGUCGAGUGCCGAACGGGCGAUCGCAGAGGCAGCGAAGGCCAAAGAGACUCUGCGGAGGUCGUUGGAGCUGCUCAAUAAGUAUCAUCAGCGGGCUAAGGCCGACCUCGUUGAGCGAGCCCGUCUGAAAGCAUGUGUGGCGGUGCCGGGCUCAGUGGAAGAGGUGGCACAAGAGAGUGCUGCUAAGCGCAUUGCGCCUGGCUGUGAGGGACCACGAAUGAAUCUUGAGGCUGGAGACGAUCUCCUCCAUGACGAGACGCCUCCAUCGAGCAGAAGAACAUCGGGGGCUUCUGCUUGCUCUCAUACAGUGAAGAGGAGGUUUAGUGAUAUGCGUGCUCCUCGGACACUGUCGGAGGAUGCGGCGGGCGAAUCGUCCGAGGACGACGUGACGGUCGAAGGGAGGUCAUCGGUUCAUGGUGGCCAUCAGCAGAAUAGGGAGGGGCCGCUGAACAAGCAUCAGCGGUCCCUACUGAGGCGCUACUUACAGAUGAGUCGUGGCAACGAGGCGGCUGCUAUGAAGACUGGCGAAGAGCGUGAAUCGGAUAAGAUGUUGCGGGAGUUCCUGAGUAAGUCCAUUGAGGAGCGACGGCCGAAGCCUGAGCGCCCAAGUCCGCCUCCGAGGGCUCACGAACGUCCAGCACCUAUCACGAGGACUGACGAACUCGAGAACAGCAUUGCCCUGCGGUCCUCUAUCAGCAUCACGGCCGAUGAGGACGGCAAGCGAGUGUUGCGUCUUCGACCUCUGGAAAGCCUCUCUAGUGAACGGAGCUCAUCGAGGAGCCCUCUAGGUCCGCUGGUGGAUGCCCCCAGAUCACCCGAACGGUGUCAUCAACCGCGGUCGGCUCUGGCAUCAAGUAACAGGGACCCAGCUACAACACUUGUGGAUCUUGGACGUGCUGAACGAGACUCUUUGGACGUUUUCUUGAAGCUUAAUGGAUCUGGUGGAGAUCGCUUGCCGGAGGCGCCGAUUCCUAGGCCUGCUCAGUGGCAGUGUAGAGUGCCGCCGAUUGAUAGGGAGCAGCCUGAGGAGGUCACUGCUCAUCUUGCUGAGGUGGAUGAUGUACUCUCAGCACUAUCAUUCACUGAGUCACAUAGCAUGAUUCAUUCGAAGAUACCAUUGGACACUGAACGCAUUAGAUACGGACCGAUCUACCGAUGA
This is a messenger RNA of Perkinsus marinus ATCC 50983, 1398 nucleotides long. RefSeq lists its product as hypothetical. The coding region runs from base 1 to 1398 and encodes 465 amino acids. NCBI's taxonomy places the organism in Eukaryota, Perkinsozoa, Perkinsida, Perkinsidae. The transcript is spliced from 5 exons. The record is from RefSeq and is a predicted model, not a curated record.